Messenger RNA from Vanrija pseudolonga, 1785 nucleotides. RefSeq lists its product with no specific name. Lineage: Eukaryota; Fungi; Basidiomycota; Tremellomycetes; Trichosporonales; Trichosporonaceae. The record is from RefSeq and is a predicted model, not a curated record. Gene Ontology annotation, biological process: regulation of transcription by RNA polymerase II. Gene Ontology annotation, cellular component: Rpd3S complex. The transcript has 4 exons. Bases 1 to 1785 code for a protein of 594 amino acids.
AUGGACGGCGGCGGCGAGUCAUCGGCGACGGCCACGCCAGCGCCUGCGCCAGCGGCGGCUGCGGCACCACUGUCCAACGAGGGCGUGCGCCCGCCAAACAGCGGCGUCAUACUUCGUAUCCCUGCCUCUGCAGGCCUUCACCACGCUUCUUCCACACGUGAGGGAAGCAGCCGUGCAGACUCGCCGUCAUCAGUACCCGGAUCUGGGGGCAAGCGCAAGCGUCGCGCUGCCGACCCGCCACCUCCGCCAUCCACUCGUCCUCGCCGCAGCUUGCGCGGCUCGUCGCCCGUGCUGCCCGUCACGCCCGGUGGCGGCGGCACUACGUCGCGGGACGGGUCUACUGCGCCGUCGUCUCGCGCUACGCCUGCGGCCGAAAGUAUGGCCGCCACACCCGCGCCGACGGGCCAUGCGCUGAGCAUCUUUGCCGACCGCACCGACAAGGACGUGGCAGGCGACCUGCAGACGAUCGUCGGGCCCAGCGCUGGGCGCACGCUCCGUGAGCGUGUCGAGCGUGAGACACGUGCCGACUCAGAGUCCCGUGCUCGCCCGACACGCGGCGGCGAAACGCAUGUGCGCUCGGGCGUGUCGGCGUCCGGGCGCGGCCGUAGGAUUGGCGGCUCGGCGCGCAUCACCGCCACGGGGGGGAGUAACGGCGCGACACGCAAAAAAGGCAAGGGGAAGGCAGAGUCUGACAUUGUCAACCAAGACUUUUGUUCUGUUUGCAAGGGUAUCGGUCGCUUCCUCUGCUGCGACGGUUGCCCGCGGUCAUUCCACUUCAUGUGCCUCGACCCGCCUCUCCGCAUCGACGAGCUGCCAUCCGAGGAGACGUGGUACUGCAACAAGUGCCGUGCUGAGAAGAACCCAGAAAAGUUUGCGGAUAUCCCUGCAAAGUUCAAGGAGAAGCCCGUGACGUCGCUGUUUAGAAUGCUCGUCAACAAGGUCGAGAAGGACAACCCACAGCAGUUCAGGCUGCCCCAGGAGAUCCGCUCGUUCUUCACUGGUGUUGGCACGGGCAACUUUGGCGAGUAUGUCGAUGCCGAGGGUGCGAGGACAAAGUACGACCGCAAGGGCUUUAUCGAAGACCGCGACCCCAUCCGCCUUCGCGACGCCAAGCAGCGUCCCAUCACCUGCUACAAGUGCGGCGGCUCGUCCAUCCCGCUUCACUCUCUCGCGUCCGACCCCGAAGCGUCGUGGCGCCAGAUUGUGUCGUGCGACUACUGCGCGCUGCACUGGCACCUCGACUGCCUGACGCCUCCGCUGGCGUCGAUGCCCAACUCGAUGCGCAAGUGGAUGUGCCCCAACCACGCCGAGCAGGUCAUGGCGCGUAGGCGUACGGUCAAGAACGGGCUUGAGGACGUCGAUGUCGACGAGGGAGGCCAGCGCAACAAUGGCAACAUUACCAUUGUGGAGAACGAGGAGCCGCGCCAGGCUAUCCCGACCGAGGACAUGGUCAUCAACAACAAGCGCUACCGCGUCCCCGAGAAGAUUAUCCAGCUCGACUUUUGGUCCAAGCUCAAGGAGGAGCGCGCGGCGGCCGUCAAGCGCGCCAAGGCGUCGGUCGACAAUGCGUCCAAGGAGGAUUUGGACGCCGCGGGGUUGAUUCUCAGCCUGUUCCAUGGUGGGCCCGUUGCCGCGCCUGCCCCCGCCCCCAAGGCGAACGGCGGUGGCGACCACGAGCGGGCUGCCGUUGCCGCGGACCACGCACGCGUGCCGAAUGGUAUGCCUGGAACGCCUGGCUCGGAUGCCCCGCGCAAGAUUAUGCUGAGAGUUUCUCGUCCAGAGUGA